AAACCGCUGCGAGCUAGGCCGCGUCGUGUGCCGUUCGUCCACCCUUACCCCCCCUCCCCCGUCCUACCUGCGGCGUGUUUACGAGCAACGGAGAAGAUGUCGUCCAUCAAGAGCGGAAAGAGCGGGCAAGACAGCGCCAGCCCCGACUUGGAGAAGCAGGCGGGUGUGCAGGAGGUCGAGGGCGUCGAUGAGAGGAUAGACAACCUCAACACACUCGACGCCUCACCCACCUCCGUUGACCCGACUUCCUUCUGGGGCCGCACCCUUGCGCUCAGCGCCACGCUUGAGCGCAAAGUCGGCAUCGAGGCCCGCGGAAUACAACGGGUGCCGGAAGAUCAGCGGUUUGGCGGCCCGAGUGCGAAUUUCUUUAUAUGGAUAGCGGCAAAUACCGUGUUGUCAACAUUCGGCAUCGGAGUCCUGGGCCCCGCGAUAUUCUUCCUCGGACUCGGCGACAGCAUGCUCGCCAUCUUCUUCACUAAUGUCUUUACCGCCAUCCUCCCCGCGUACAUGGCCACUUUCGGCCCGAAACUCGGCCUUCGCCAGAUGACCUCAGCGCGGUACUCGUGGGGCUGGCACGGUGCUAAAAUUGUCGCAUUGCUGAACUGCAUUGCCUGUGUUGGCUGGAGUGCCAUAAACUCCAUCGCUGGCGCGCAGACGCUGCGUGUCGUUGCCGAUGAGACGAUCUCUGACGCUGCGGGCGUAGUCAUCAUCGCUAUAAUUACCCUCGCGCUCGGCAUGCUCGGCUAUAAAUACGUCCACAUCUACGAAAAGUGGUCCUGGAUACCCACCGCCAUCACCUUCUUCAUCGUCCUGGGAUGCUCCGCGAAGUACCUCGUGAACGUGCCCAUGGGAACCGGCCAGGCCGAGGCCUCCAACGUGCUGUCCUUCAUGGGUGUCAUAUUCGGGUUCUGUAUCGGGUGGGUCUCCCUGGCCAGCGACUACAACGUCUACCAGCCCGCCGAGACACCGGCCUGGAAGACCUUCGCAUGGACAUACGCCGGCCUCAUCUUCCCUCUAGUCCUUCUAGAAUGGCUCGGGGCGGCAAUCGCCUGUGUUGCAACGGGAAAAGCGCCGUCAAACGACGUCUGGGCGACGGCUUACACUAACAAUGAGCUUGGUGGCCUACUCGGGGCAGUACUCGUCCCCGUCGUGGGCAAGUUUGGCAAGUUCUGCAUGGUAUUACUAGUUCUCAGCGUGGUCGCAAACAACAUCAUCAACGUCUACUCGAUGGGCAUGUCCAUCUCCGUCAUCGGCGUCUGGCUCGCCAAGAUCCCGCGCCUCAUCUGGCCCGUCGUCAUCACCGCGAUCUACAUUCCGAUCGCCAUCGCCGGCGCGGACUCGUUCUCGACCUCGCUCGAGGACUUCAUGAACGUGCUCGGGUACUGGCUCUCGAUUUUUGUGACCGUCGUCCUCCUCGAGCACUUCCUCUUCCGGCGCGGGGCGUACGCGUCGUAUGACGUCGCGCACACGUGGAACCGGCAGGACCGCACGCCCGUCGGGAUCGCCGCCGGCGCUGCGUUCCUCUUCGGCGCGCUCGGCACGGCGAUGGGCAUGGCGCAGGUGUGGUAUAUCGGCAAGAUCGGCGCGCUCGUCGGCGGGGCGGCGAAUCCGUUCGGCGGGGACAUCGGGUUCGAGCUCGCGGCGGCGUUUGCGGGGGUUGUUUUCGUUCCAGCACGAUAUCUUGAGUUGAAGUAUAUUGGGAGAUGA
This is a messenger RNA of Mycena indigotica, 1707 nucleotides long. RefSeq names its product Cytosine-purine permease. Gene Ontology annotation, cellular component: fungal-type vacuole membrane; plasma membrane. NCBI's taxonomy places the organism in Eukaryota, Fungi, Basidiomycota, Agaricomycetes, Agaricales, Mycenaceae. The transcript is spliced from 6 exons. Bases 97 to 1707 code for a protein of 536 amino acids. Gene Ontology annotation, biological process: transmembrane transport. Gene Ontology annotation, molecular function: transmembrane transporter activity. The record is from RefSeq and is a predicted model, not a curated record.